Molecule: messenger RNA, 4524 nt
Organism: Drosophila grimshawi
Lineage: Eukaryota; Metazoa; Arthropoda; Insecta; Diptera; Drosophilidae
Product: CUGBP Elav-like family member 2
Exons: 10
Coding region: 601-3636 (1011 amino acids)
Biological process (GO): regulation of alternative mRNA splicing, via spliceosome; mRNA splice site recognition
Cellular component (GO): nucleus; cytoplasm; ribonucleoprotein complex
Molecular function (GO): mRNA 3'-UTR binding
Source: RefSeq, a predicted model, not a curated record
UCUUUUGCUGGGCUACGCGUGCGGUCGAACAUACAAGUCGCGAAGUGCAAUUAUAUGCCCGAUUAGAGUGUUUGUAACAGUGUAUAUGCGUGUAUCUACAGCGGUAUCUGUGUAAAGCGUGUGCGUGUCUGUGUGUGUCUCUAUAUAGACAUAAACAUAUCGUGUGUCCAAAUUGAGCAUAUGUUAACUGAAAGUAAAAAUUCACCUGAGAUACAUUUGCAUCUGUCAGAUACUUGCGUAAACUGCAGUGCCUUAAAUUAAACUGGAAAAACCCGCAGCAAACCAAGUGCAACAAAUGAAAACAAAAAUAAAUAAACACCAACAAAUUAAAACACUUGAAAAAAAGAAGGUGUAGUCCAAUUGUGGAGGGAUAAAACUGUGAUAAGCAAAACGAGCAGAGCAUAGUAAUUAAAUGCGCAGAUAAUAUACAAUUUUCAUAAAAAUAAAGCUCGCAGUGAAAUUAAAAAGGAAGCGUCGCCAAAUACAGCAGCAGCAACAGUUGCAACAGUUACACUAAAAGUAAUUAGCGACGGCAACAGAGAGACAGAGAGGGAGAGAGAGAGAGAGAGAGCAAUAAUAAUAAAGUGGGAAAUAAAAUAAAUGAUGUUGCAAUCUUUGAAAGUGCGCGUGGAUAAACUAAGCGGCAUUCCACCAGCAACAACCACAGAGGCAACUGUUGAAGUAACAGCAGCAACAACAGCAACAGCAAUAAGCACAUACACAGCAGCAAUAACAACAGAUACAACAGCAGCAACAACAAUGUUAACAACAGCACCUGUUGCCCAUGUCGCUAAUGGUAUGGCCAAUGGCAGCAUUCUCUAUAACGGCAUCAGCAGCAACACUAACAAUUUAAAUAGCAAUAACAAUAACAACUUGCUGCUGCAACAACAACAACAGCAGCAGCAGCUACAACAACAACAACAACAGCCGGGAAAGUAUUUAGAAAAUCUAACGACAGCAACGGGCGCCAUUGCAACGGCAACAACUUUUACAGGUGCUGCGAAAAGUUUUCAUCCAUAUUUGCGGCGCAGCAGCAACAUACCAAUACCACCAACAGCAGCAGCAGCGGCAGUUGCAACACCAGCAGCAGCAGCAGCAACGACAAUGACCAAAACUGCUGGCAUGUCGACAACAUUGCUUGAAACACUUUUGCACAACCAAAUAAAUUCCAAUGCAACUACAGUCGCUGCCGUUGUUGCCGCCAUACCAGCACCACCAGCAUCAGCAGCAGCAGCAGCAACAACAGCUGAAGCAGCAACAACAACGGCAACAGAUGUGGCAGCAACCACAGCAGCUGCUGCGACGUCGACGCUGUUAAAUUCCAGCAUUAAUUCCAGAACUUCAUUAGCCGACCAAAAUGCCCAAAGCGGCGCCCCAAUUUGCGAUUCAAAUGGCGCCGAGGAGUCGCAACAACAGCAGCUGGAAUUGGAGGCCAUCAAAUGUGAUUCGGAUUCCAUUGGGAAUGUGAGUUCGAAUGCAAUGGAUAUACCUCAAGUGGAUGCGGAACUGGCCAAGGAUCAGCCGGAUGCGGACAACAUUAAAAUGUUUGUGGGCCAAAUACCCAAGACAUGGGAUGAGAUCAAAUUGCGAUGCCUGUUCGAGCAGUUUGGACGCGUUCACACGCUGAAUGUGCUCCGAGAUAAGGUCACAUCGAUUAGUCGAGGGUGCUGUUUUGUCACCUACUAUACCCGCAAGGCGGCUCUUCGUGCACAGGAUGCCCUGCACAACAUUAAAACGCUGGACGGGAUGCAUCAUCCCAUUCAAAUGAAGCCGGCGGAUAGUGAGAACAGAAAUGAGCGCAAACUUUUCGUUGGCAUGCUGAAUAAAAAGUACACAGAAGCCGAUGUGAGGCAACUGUUUGCGGGCCACGGCACCAUCGAGGAGUGCACCGUGCUCCGGGAUCAGGUGGGGCAGAGCAAAGGCUGCGCCUUCGUUACAUUCGCAACCAAACAGAAUGCCAUUGGGGCGAUCAAGUCGCUGCACCAGAGCCAAACAAUGGAGGGCUGUUCGGCGCCGCUGGUCGUCAAAUUUGCGGACACGCAAAAGGAGAAGGACCAGAAGAAGAUGCAGCAGCUGCAGGCGAUAUGUGGCAUCGGUGCACUGACCCAAACGCCCAGUGGCGCUGCUGCUGCAACAGCGACGCCCACAGCGAAUGCGGCAACAGCCCUGAUUGCUGCCACACCAACAGUGCAACGCACGAAUCCAUCGAUGGCAGCAGCCUUAGCUGGUGUGCCGCCGGUGCAAGGGGGAGCUGCAGCUGCUGGACAAACAGCAACACUGGUAACGGUGCCCACAUCGGCGGCAGCAUUGAGCGCCUCGUUGGCGCCCACGCUGCUGGGCAGCUCGCAUCCGCAUUCGCAUUCGCAUCCUCAUUCGCAUCCGCAUCACGGACAGACGCCGGGCAACGCAGCAGCAGCGGCAGCAGCAGCAGCCGCCGCCUAUCUCAAUGGGGAUCCCACGGGCGGUUUGGGCGCCGCCUCAGCGGCCCAUCUGCAACUGUAUCAGCAUAUGCAGGCCUACGGCUUGCAUCCGGCUCACUAUCUGCCAGGACUAAAUUUCCACCCAUCGGAUAAUAGUGCCCACCACGGCGAACACGGUCCAUCUUCAUCAACAUCAGCAGCAGCAGCAGCAUCAUCCGGCGCAGCAACUCUAUCGGCUGCAACCGCCGCUGCGGCAGCAGCAGCAGCAGCCGCUGCAAGCAUCGCCGGUACACCAACAGCAGCAUCAGCAGCAGCAGCACCUGCAUCAACAACGUCAUCUCUCCCACUUGGCCUCGCACCAGCAUCCGGCAUCAGCGGCGGCAGCGGCAGCAGCAGCAGCGGGCUCCUUGCCGCCGGGCAUGUUGCUGGCACUGGACUGCUCACCAGUGCAUCCAUGUCUAUGCAGGAUUUGGUAACACUACUAAACACAUCCCAGCACAACAAGAACAACAGCAACAUCAGCAGCAGCAGCAACAUCAGCAGUCUCAGUCACAAUCAUCGUCUCAGCAACAGCAACAACAACAUCCUCAGCAACAACAGCAACCAACAACAUAGCCAACAACGUCAGCUAGUCGCCAGCUUUGUGCCCCAACAACAACAACAACACCACCAGCAACAGCAACAACAACCACAGCUGAUUUCGCAUGCACAUUUGGCUCAGCUAAUGGGCGUGGCCCCGCCUCUGCCGUCAGCGAGUGCGAGUCAAGCGCUAACGCUCAGCGCGCUUUGGCCCACCAGCGCCGCAGAUCCUUAUGGAGCAACCACACUGAGUGGCUUAACAAAUGGCGCCAAUGCAGCCGCAGCCGCCUUCGGAGCCGCCCAAUCCUUGAAUGCCAGCGCCUUGCAGGCGGCAGCAGCGGGCGUGGCAGGCAAACAGAUCGAGGGUCCGGAUGGCAGCAAUCUGUUUAUCUAUCAUCUACCUCAGGAAUUCACAGAUACCGAUCUCGCCUCGACAUUUCUGCCCUUUGGCAAUGUGCUAUCGGCCAAGGUGUUUAUCGAUAAGCAGACGAACCUAUCGAAAUGCUUUGGCUUCGUCUCCUACGAUAAUCCCCACUCCGCCAAUGCGGCCAUCCAAGCGAUGCAUGGAUUUCAGAUCGGCACCAAGCGUCUCAAGGUCCAAUUGAAGCGGCCCCGUGAUUCGGGCAAACCCUACUGAAUGUGGGCUGGGGAAGGGGUAGAGGGGGGCGUGGCUUAAACACCAAAACAGACACACAAAUAGAGAAAAAUAGUCGUAGUUCCACAUUGUGCCUUUUUUAGAGAAAGAGUUUUGAAACCAAAGGACCAAUUAUAAAAUCUACUUAAUGUUAAGCACACACCAAAAAAAAAAAAAAGAAAAAAAAAACACCAACAUAAAAAUCACAAAUCAUUGUUUUCUUCUUCUUCACACACACAAAACCAACCAAAGAAGUAGCUUAAAAGUUGCAUCCUUGUUGUAAUCACUUUUGCUGAACACAAUUUCUAGUGCGUUAAAUCCAUUAUUAAAAAAAUACAAAAAUUACAAAUAAUUAAUAUUGAAAACCAAACAUAAAACUAAAGCUGCGUUGUGGCGCCAAAGUAUUUUCAAAGCCAAAUAGUUAAGCAAACACAAAAAAAAAAAAAGCAAAAGCGAAAAAACCGGGAAAUCAAUGAAAGUUGUUAUCAAUAGAAAAAGUCAAAUUACACAUUUGGAAAAAAAGAAAGAAAUCAUAUUAAAUUAAUUUGUAGCUUUUAGUGAUUUAAAAAAAGUCAAAAUCAAAUGAAAAAUAAAUUUGUAGACCUGAAUUAUAUGUAUAUUUAUAAUAUAUAUUUUCUUUAUCAGGCAUUCUUUAGUUAUAUGGCACAAAACAUUCGAAACUCCGUUCAAAAGUUAGUAAAGUCUGCUCUAUAAAAAUAUCUAACAAACUGAGUUCUGACAAAUCUAAAAAUUUAGCCUUAAUAAUUUCACAAACACACAAACACAAAACAUGUGUCAGUCGUACUUUUAGAUUUUAGUCUAUUGUUUCUUAAAAUAAAACCCUACUAAACAUAGUGCAUAAUAAUACUAUGUUAAUAGUUAUAAACUAUA